This is a messenger RNA of Vicia faba (fava bean), 999 nucleotides long. NCBI's taxonomy places the organism in Eukaryota, Viridiplantae, Streptophyta, Magnoliopsida, Fabales, Fabaceae. The record is from the annotation of a GenBank genome assembly.
AUGGAUGAAUUAGUGCACACAACACUACUAAAAGAAUUGAAAGAGAAUAAAACAAUAAAAGUUGUGAGGUUGAUGAAAAAAAUGUCCUAUGAUAUGGCAUCCAAUAUCUUAUUUGACAUAGAUCAACACACAAGGAAUAUUUUAUUUAGUGAUUUCAUCACAUCAUUUAAAGCAAUUCACUCUCUUCCAAUAAAUCUUCCUGGCACCUCAUUUUGGAGAGGCCAAAAAGCUAGAGCAAGAAUUGUGGAAAAGAUACUUCCUAUUAUGAACAAAAGAAGGGAAGAAUUAUCAAAAGGAGUUCUAAGUUCUUCCAAUGAUAUGCUUUCAUGCCUUCUUGCAGUAAGAGAUGAAAAUGAUAAGCCUCUAGACGAUGACAUCAUUACCGACAAUUUUAUUUUUUUGUUUGUUGCAAGUCAUGACACAUCUGCUACUCUUAUGACAUUGAUGAUAUGGAAGUUAUCAAGAGAUCAGGAGGUUUAUAACAAAGUUUUAGAAGAACAAAUGGAAAUUUUAAAGCAAAGGAAUGGAAGUGAAGAGAGGUUAACAUGGGGAGAGAUACAAAAGAUGAAAUACACAUGGAGAGUUGCUCAAGAAUUGAUGAGAAUGAUCCCUCCUUUUUUUGGUGUAUUUAGGAAAGCACUUAAAGAUAUUAGUUACCAAGGAUAUGACAUACCAAAAGGGUGGCAGGUAUAUUGUGCAUCAAGUGGAACACAUAUGGAUAAAGAUAUAUUCGAGAAUCCACACAAGUUUGAUCCAUCUCGUUUUGAAAAUCAAACCAAGUCAAUUCCACCAUUUUCAUACCUUCCAUUUGGUGCAGGGUGUCAUUAUUGCAUAGGAAAUGAGUUUGCUAGGGUUGAGACAUUAACUACCAUUCACAAUUUUGUGAACUUGUACGAAUGGUCUCAAUUGAAUCCAGAGGAAACUAUUACUCGUCAACCAAUGCCAUAUCCAUCUUUGGGCCUCCCAAUUGAGAUCAAAUCAAGAUGUAAUAUGUCUUAA